CUAGCUUUUAAAAACCAAAUCGGCCACCAUUGUUGCGAUUGAAUCUUGUGCUAAGGUUUGUGAAGUUUUCAGUUUUCCUGUAAUAUUUAAUCGUUUUUGAGAUUGCACGUGAAGUGGUAUGAUAGUGAAUAAAAUGAAAUUCAAUAACAAAUCCUUAAAGUAACCUCUAGGGCAUAUUUUAAAACACUAAACGCGUUCAAAAUGUCACGCGAAGUGAGCAUCACAUCCGUGAGUACCAUACUUCGCUCGAACUCGAUGUGAUAUAUAUGAAAAUAACGUGACGAAAACAAUAAAUUAGUGUAGUAAUUAUAAUGCAACGAUUAUAACUGAUGUUGGUGCAUUUUGUGACAAGCGUGUGUCGAUGAAAACAUUUCAGAAUUUUCUGUACACGUCGUAAGGAAUCGCAGUUACGCGAGUGAGGUCUUGUAACUCGCCGGUAUCAUUAUGGUGGACUGAAGGAGUGUGGUGUACAAUAGGAGUUGAAUACGUCGUUACAGUGCCUCCAGGGCUUUGCGCAGGAUGUCCGGUGGCUCGCAACAUAACCCAAAUGGGAGGCAGUCGCAACUAGGGUCCAGUUGGAGUCCUUUACAGUUACAGGUGGCGAACCUGUUAGCGCGCGCGCCUCAAGCGCACAUGGCUUCAGAAAGGGGUGUCACAUGGCACACGCCCACUCCGCCUCCACAUCUCUAUCAUGUACCAGCGCCAUCGCCCCCUGAUCCUCUUCAAAUGAUACAAUUGCAGGCAAUGAAAGCGGGCGGCAACGCGGUAUUUCGCCACACGGCGACGCCGCCCGACCUCUACCGACAUACUCCUACGCCGCCGGACAAACAUCUCAUGAGACACACUCCAUCACCCGGUGAUGUGAAGGCUGGAUCCGGGAUGCCUCCAGCUGACUUGUAUCCACAUUUGGGUCCAGGGCGAGUUUCAGAAAAACUUGUCCGGGCAGAAGAAUUCUUAGCAUACGCCCGUGGAGGCGUGGACUUGACGGUGGGGUCUCGUGGGGCCAACGGGUCGCCCCAUGCCCCAGCUCUAUCUGUGAGAGAUGCCCCGACGAUAAACAGCCUCAUAGCCCGCGCAGCGCCACGUCCGUCUCACGCGAGGGUUGAUGCUCUCCUGGAGAGAUUGUCUGCCCCUGCCCCUUCGUCGCCUCAUUCUGUGAUUGUGCAUUCUAGGGCGGCCCCUACGCCUUCGCCCCCGUCUUCUAAUGAGGAUUCAGCCGACUCCUGUGGAGCUCCUCCAGGUUCAAAGCGGAAAAGGAAACCAGAACGCACGAUACGAGUACCCAUUCCACCUCCGCCGUCUGAUAUGCCUCGUCCUUUGACCAUACAAAAUGGAGACACUCACAACGGGCCCGAGAAACCAGUAAAACAAAAUGAACCAGAAAAACAGGAUAAACAAGACAGACCGGACAAACCACCCACCCCCGAAAUGCCAGAACCACACGCCAGAAGAAAAACCCGCUCCGACUCUUCAGAAACAAUAGACGAUAUCGCAGCCCUGAUAGCCAACACGGAGCGAAGAGAUAUCCCCACGGAACCCUUCCCGGAACCGGAAACGCCCAUCACGAUUGACAAACUCAAAAGUGUCCUAGCUAGUCCCGAACCGGAGAAAUCGCCAGUCAAAACACCCCCUAAGUCCCCACCUAAAUCCCCGCCGAAGUCGCCAAAAGAACAAAAAGAAAAAUCGACACCGAAAGAAGAAAUAGAACCGCCUCCGACGGCCGCUGCACCUAGACGCAGGAGCGCCAGAACAAACUCGGAAUCUACGAACGUUCCAGUGGAAUCACCCUCGGAGGCGAAACCGGCCGAACCCGAAGCCAGCGCAACGAAGAUGGCGGAACCCACAUCGGCGUUCGUGGAAGUCGAGAAUCAAAUGGAGAAAAUGUUUGGUGAUAUUGAGGAACCAGCUGAAUCUAAAGCUGAGGAGAAGGCUACUGCUAAACCGAAGAAAAGACGGAAAUCUGCACCAACGAAAGGAGAGAAAAAGGCCUCUAAGCGGUCUAGCAGGCGGUCGACGGGGGAUGAAGGGCCAAGAAGGAAGGUGGCGAGGAAAAAGGGGAUAAGUAAGAAAGAGGCUUUGAAGGAUGCGUAUGACUCGGGAAGUAAUGCCAGUUCCAGUCGGUCAAGGGGGCCUUACAUUCAGAUCGUAGGGCCACGUGACUCCCCAGUUUCAGUAGCGGUGGUCAACGCAACGGCGACGGAAGACGACAGACGUACGGCGGACGAAUGGCGGAACGGGCUCAAAGCUCGCGGACUUCACGCGAGUACUUUGGGACUGAGAUACGACGCCAGUACACCUGAUGCCUCGUGGCUUUGUGCCUUUUGUGAGAGAGGGCCCCACCACGCUGGCCUGGGAGACCUAUUCGGACCCUAUACGGUUGACACCACCUGUGAUGAAUUUAGAUCGCUAGACGAAUUAUCACAAACCCGAUUCCCUAGCGUGGAAGCGGGGGCAGAAGUUUGGUUCCACGAAGCGUGUGCCGUAUGGGCCCCGGGGCUCGUCGCAAUCGGCGCCCGAAUUUGGGGCCUCGCGCAAGCCGUUUGGGGCUCUCGGGCCUCAAAGUGCGCACAUUGUUCCACGUCCGGAGCGCCGAUUGCCUGCGCGACCAGAACUUGCCGUGCUAGGGCUCACCUGCCCUGUGCUCGCACAAACAAGUGGCAGUUGGACGAUGAGAACUUCAAGGCUGUAUGUCCUCGACACGCUUAGCACACUGCCCAAUAGUGAUAGUGUUACACCAGUGAUUAUGAAAGUGUUUGUGAAGUGAUUGAGAUCAAUUUUGGUGACCGUUUAAAGUGUAGAUUGGUUAGUCAUGCACUCGUUAGUGUUUUGGCCAGAACGUACCCACAAGUCUUUCAGUUUGUAUUGAAGCCCGAGUGUGAAUUUGACUGGUAAGAAAACAGAAUAGAUAUGCCUGUCCUGACCUGGAUUACGGAACAUCAGUAUUGACCUUUUAAAAUGAAAGUUUUAGGCUGAUGGAGUUUAUCAAUAACAAAUUUUUUAAGCCAACUAAAUGUAUUGAAGAUCUUAAAGAACUAAUUUUUAUGUAUUGUGGUCUGUAACGCAUUCAUUUCACCAACAAAUGGUCUCUCAGUACCUGUGUGACAGUCAUGCCUCAGUUACCGUAAUAAUCCCACUUAUAUAGUAUAGCAACUCGGUUCUUGUUUCAAGGGACCAAAAUUAACUUCCGAACACCUAAUCCCUUUAUUCUAGCAUUGGUUUCUAUGAAAUAUUCUUGAACCUUAAUUAGUAGCUUGUGCGAUUUAGUAUUUUAGCACAAAUUAUUUGUAACGGAUGAUAGAUCACAUGGAGUGGAUGCGGUUGUAAAUUCAAUUAGUUCAUUGAAUUGUUACAAUUUUGUAUAAAAUUUACAGUAUUUUAUUGAGCUGUCAAUACUCAAUCGCUUUUAAUGGUUUCAAAUUCUUUGAAUACUUUUGUAUCUGAAAUUGGAAUCUCUCAUAAAAUAUAAAUCAUGUUUCAUUCGAGUAAUUUUGCCAAAUAAUUCUUACCGAGAUGGAGAAUAAAAUUGAUAUAACCAGAGGUGUUCUGAUGCCAAAUGCUUAAAUGCAUUUUCUAUAUUUUUGUGAUAUGAAUUUGUCGUAACAAUUAUAGAUCUUGGUUUUUUUAAGUAUAUUGUAUUAUGGUGACGAAAACUUAAUACCGUUUAUAUAGAAGUAAGAGUCAAAUUUGGAAGUAUCACUGGCGGUAUAACAUACCAAGUACAUAAUAUAUUUAGUAUAGAUAAUUGUAGAUAUAUACUUUGUUAUAAAGUUUUAGAAGUAAUUUAUGAAUUGCAGCAUCACUGUACAUAAGUCAUGGGAUUGUAUAUAUAGUGUAAUGUAUAUAUAUCAGUUGUAGCAUCAGAACACCAUUUAUUAGUUGUAGGUAAACUGUACUAUAUAUUGUACAGUUAAAGCCUCAUAGGAUUAAAAUUCUAUACAGGUGGACGGAGAUUGACUUAAAAAGGCAAAAAUAAAGUAAAAUUUUAAUACAAUAAACUAAAGUUAAAACCUCACUGAAAUUUUUUUUUUAAUUCUUAACUUGUGAAUAUUGUUUACAAUUUUAGUAGAAUACAAAAAUGUGCUUAGUAUGUCAAUACUUCCACCAAUGCCAGUUGUUUGUCUGUGGCAGUAUUGCCAUUCUUGAAAAAGUUGCCAGUUUUUUACUUACAAAUAAAAUGGUACUAGGAUACAGACACCUGUAUAGUUUUUAGACUGUACUUUAUAUUGUAUAGGCAUAAGCGCCAAUGUUACAUAUGGAAUAAAACUAUUUACUCUAUCGAAACUGUGUUUAGUUAAUAGUUACCUAUUAGUUUCACAAACAAAGCAUUAUAUUUGGUGAUAUAACAUGACUACAUGCAAUGAUGCUAGAUUUUAUUUUAUUCUCAAACAUCACAAGAAAUACAAUUUUUAUUAGUUAGAGAGCACAGUCUAAAAUUUAAUUUCAAAAAUGGCAAUAACUAUUAAAUUUUUCUGUAAAUUUUAGCAAAACUUCAGUGAAACUCCCGCUUUUUUAUCUUUAUUAUUUUUUUAGUAUUGGAGAGAAAACCAAAAUUGCAAAAAAGCAAUUUUCUCGGAGCCACGAUAUAGUAGAAUUAUAUGAUUAAAGGACAUAAUAAUACGUCUUGUGUAGGAAUUUUAAAUUUUUUAUAGUUAACAUACUAAAAUUUUGCUAUCAUCUGAUGGUAGGGCUGGGAAUGUUGACAGCCACCUUAAGUCAGUCACAUAGAAAAUUAUUUGUUUUAAAACUAAUACAGUUUCAGACAGAAAUAGUUUUAUUUCAGUAUAUAAAGAAAAUCUGAAAACAGUAUUUACUAGAACUAUCCAUAAAUUUAGUGAAAAUCAAGCUAGGGAAACGUCGCGGGCGAUUUUAUUGUUAAUUAAAAUUAAACCAACCAAUUUAAGUUUAAAUUGGUUGGUUUAAUAGGUUUACAAUAAAUGUGAUGGUGUAUUUUAUCUGUUUCUAUGUUUCCUUUAUAAGUCGGAAACAAUAUUUAUUUCGAAAAAGACUAGAAUAUAAUGUCUAAAAUGAAAAAAACAACUACAAUGAAUUGAACAAAAUAACAUGUAUGGGUAAGAUUCUGAGUCAAGGCUAAACUAGACUUACAUAAGUCAAAUCCAUAUUUUGACACACGGAGCUGAUACUUACCCUAAGUUGACUUUGAGCUUUACCCAUAAACAUUCUAAAUGCCUUAUAUAUGUUCUGUCACUGUCAUUUAAAACACAUAAAUGAAACAAAUAUUUUACUUAUCAAGGAUUUAUACCAUAUAAGAUUUAGCACUGUUAUCUUUAAGAAUACAUAUAUUCACUAAUCCAGAAAAAUAUUAAAUUAAAAUUGCCUUAGUAUACGCUAUCGCGUUUAUUGUAAGCUUACGUCUAGAAAAAAAUAUGUAAAGAUAUAUAAUUGUAUCUAACAAUAAAAGACAGUGUUGCCAUCAGCUACCAAACUAGUCGCCAAGUUUUUAAUUUCUUUAAAGGGUCAUUGAUGGAACUAAUGUAUGAUUUAUCUCAAGUCAUUAAAAGCCCGAAGAAAUAUUUAUUGCAACAGUAUUACAAGUUCAUUUUGGCAUGUGAUAGGAAUCGAAACUCAUGUGAUAAUAGGUAACUUUUUUUUAAUACCGAAGGUUCAUUAUUCUUUGCGCAAUGCUUAUAACUCUUUAAAUUGCCAAAAUGUUCUUGUAAGACUACUAAAUGUAUACUUUUUCAUCAAUAUUAUAAAGACAGUUUUUAGUCUAUGGCUGAAAAUUUUAACAGUGUUGCCCGUUAAGAAAUCGAGACUUCACAGAGUAAACAACGCAGCAAUAACGCAAAUGCAGGGUAGUGCGCAUGAAUAUACAUAUUUUUAUUAAAACAUGUUAGACCUCACGUGUCACUAAGAAACUAUCUUUUCAGUUUUAAUUUUUUUAGAAAGUUGAUUUAAAAAAAAUUAUCAACAUUGAAAUUUAAACAGCAUUUUUGCACUUUUGAAAAAAUAUCAUUUUUUUUCUUUACCGCUCAAGGCGGAUCUAUCUAUCACUAUUAAACCUUAAAAGAUAACAAAAUGUUUUAAGCAUUUGUAUAUUAUGCUUUGAGUAGCUUCGAUAAAAUUUUAACUAAAUGAAUUUUAGCGGGAAUGUGGUGUAAAUUAAUCAUACUUUCCAGUGAAUUAGAAUAGAUGUAGAGAAUAUUAAGGUACAAAUUUAUAGUAGGAAUGAUCAGGCCAGUUUAGUGUUUUAAAAAGUUUAUUCAGACAUGAUGGCGCGUAGAUGCGAACAAUAUCGGAUACUCCAAAGCCUUUAUAAGUAAAUGGUGUAAUUUUUUAAACAAUUACGGCAAAUCUACUUUAAGUAUGUAAUUGUUAUAAAUUAUAUUUAUCAUGACAUAAGCAAAUUGAAAUACAACAUGUUUAAAAUGA
This is a messenger RNA of Pieris napi, 6390 nucleotides long. RefSeq lists its product as uncharacterized. The record is from RefSeq and is a predicted model, not a curated record. Gene Ontology annotation, biological process: regulation of transcription by RNA polymerase II. Bases 520 to 2706 code for a protein of 728 amino acids. The transcript has 8 exons. Gene Ontology annotation, cellular component: nucleus. Lineage: Eukaryota; Metazoa; Arthropoda; Insecta; Lepidoptera; Pieridae.